Messenger RNA from Tyto alba (common barn owl), 6248 nucleotides. It is a transcript of the gene QTMAN, whose product is annotated as glycosyltransferase like domain containing 1. The coding region runs from base 298 to 1764 and encodes 488 amino acids. NCBI's taxonomy places the organism in Eukaryota, Metazoa, Chordata, Aves, Strigiformes, Tytonidae. The record is from RefSeq and is a predicted model, not a curated record. Gene Ontology annotation, molecular function: glycosyltransferase activity. The transcript is spliced from 11 exons.
CCUGAAGCAUACAUUGCGAGGUGGUGGUGGUUUUGGGACUGGUUGGAGGCUCGCGUGGAUACCCACACCCAAAGGACAUCACGAGGAGAUUUAAGAAUGCUGUUGCAAUUGGGAAAAUUGCACUUUGUCAUCUGUCCAUUGGACUGAAGCAGUUAGGACGGAUGGGAGAAAGUACUGCUCACCACUGAGUUCCAUAGACAAGAUUCCCAAACUGCUUUGUUGAAGACAUCUAAAACAGCACGGCCUGGUAUUUUACUGCUCCCAGUUUUGGAUGCAGAAUCCGAAAGUCCUUGGAAAAUGAGUGUUCUUCUCAUUGAAGCUUUUUAUGGUGGUUCCCACAAACAGCUGAUGGAUCUUCUCCAGGAAGAGCUACAAGAAGACUGUGUCCUCUGUACGCUCCCGGCCAAGAAGUGGCAUUGGAAAGCACGGACUGCUGCUCUUUAUUUCAUGCAAACAGUGCCAACAAGUACUAAUUACAGGAUCCUCUUUGCAAGCUCAGUGCUGAACCUGGCUGAACUCGCUGCCCUCCGCCCUGACCUUGGCAAAUUGAAAAAGGUCCUCUACUUCCAUGAGAACCAAUUGGCAUAUCCUGUCCAGAAAUGCCAGGAAAGGGAUUUUCAGUAUGGAUACAACCAGAUUCUUUCAUGUUUGGUUGCUGAUGUUGUGGUGUUCAACUCUGCUUUUAAUAUGGAAUCGUUUCUUACAUCCAUUGGAAAAUUUAUGAAGCUGAUUCCUGACCACAGACCUAAGGAUUUGGAAAAAAUAAUCAGACCGAAGUGCCAAGUUCUUUAUUUUCCAGUCAGGUUUCCUGAUGUGAGCAGGUUCAUGCCAGAACAUAAGCUUGCCCAUUUGGAAAAGGUAAUUGGUGUUAAAAGAAAUGGAGAUGCUUAUCAAUUGGAGGAUCUGCCCGGCCAGCAGAAGAGCAGGGCUUUAAUGAAAAACAGCAACGCACAGUGCGAGUCUGGACUUCGUGAAGCCCAGCCUGGACUUCGUACCACACAGCACGAGGGGCUGCCUUCCCCAUUAACAGCCCUGGCGAGAUCGAACCAGCCUGAAGCAUCAGAAAGUACAAAUCCUUGUCAAGAAGAAGAUAAGCAAUGUCUGACUUUUAACCUCUCUAAUAUCUUGAGUGGACAGGACUAUCAGCAAAGACCUUUACACAUUGCCUGGCCUCACAGGUGGGAACAUGAUAAAGAUCCUGAAACUUUCUUUAAAGUCCUGCUGAAACUGCAAGAGAAAGAUCUACCUUUUCGUGUGUCCGUCCUUGGAGAGGCUUUCACUGAAAUUCCAGAUAUCUUUUCAGAGGCCAAAAAAGCGCUGGGAUCUUCUGUCUUGCACUGGGGCUACUUGCCCAGCAAAGAUGACUAUUUCCAGGCUCUGUGCAUGGCCGAUGUUGUCGUCUCGACAGCUAAACACGAAUUCUUUGGUGUGGCAAUGGUCGAAGCUGUAUAUUGCGGCUGUUAUCCGCUGUGUCCCAAAGCCUUGGUGUACCCAGAGAUAUUUCCAGCUGAAUAUCUGUAUUCUACACCUGAACAGCUUUUUAAAAGGCUUCAGAAUUUCUGCAAGAGACCAGAUAUUGUGAGGAAACAUCUCUAUAAGUUUUAUGGAAUCAAACGUAGCUCUCUGGUUCUGGGUAUUUGUGGUUGCCAAAGUAAGUGCCAGAAUGAAGCAAGUAACAGCAACAGGGCAUCGGUUUCCAUCGGAGUACACCAUAGGACCUGUCAGUGCUUGCAAGCUCCCUACCUAGUAGAUUUUAAAAUAUAAAAAAAAAUAAAAUAAAAUAAAAUAAAAUAAAAUAGGGCAAAGCAUUUGUUUCUGCAUUAUUUUCUUUAAGUUUACCUUUCAGUUCCCUCACUUCAGUUUCUUAAUUUAAAACAGCAUGUAUAAAGAGUAUACAGUGGAAAGGGACAAGAAGAGUUGCCAAAAGCCAGGCAUGGAAGGAGCUGACAACUUUAAAUAAUCUCUCCCAGCUCUCCCAGCCCUCCCAGCUGAAUGAGUGCUGGUUGACAUGCUGUCAGCUUCAGUUCCUACAGAAAAAUCCUACUCUCACUCAUGCUUGUUUAACGGAGAAAAGAAUUUGGCCCACUUUCUGACAUUCAUCUUCUCAUUUCCAUCACACUACAGAAGCUCACCUGCCUAUGAAAAGACACAUGGCGUGAUUUUUUUUUUUUCUUUCUUACACCACUGUAGAAGGAAGUCUGCUGAAUUCAAAGGGAUUAAACUGCUGUAAAAUCAAAUUAAGAUCCCAGUUAGACCGUAGACAUCUGAAUUGUUUCCAGUCUCGGGAUUUGGCUGUAUAGGGCAGUUCUAACAAAACUUUCUUUUUUUUCUUUUUUUUCCAUCUCUUUUGCUCUGAUUUGAGAUAGAGCAGUAUCUUUGGUAUUUCAGGAAAACAUGUAGAAGGGAAAACCGCUCUUGGUCCAGCUUUAAUAUUUAGGCACAGCUAGGAAAGCAGCAGGAGGCAUUCUCAGCCUAAGGAUACGGGGCGCUGGACACGUGAGGACGUGGGGGAGCCUCAUGCCAGAUGCCCCGUCAGCCACUCAGCCCUGUUGCAAGGAGCAGUAGUUGUUCGUAGUUCUUGCAGAGGCUGUGUAAGAGACAAGGACGAUGCUUCUGCCCUUGUCCUUACCCACUCCCCAGCAAAACUCCACCAGAGUUUAAUUUUUCCGCAGACAGGCUAACUGCCACUCUGGGUCAGCACACCAUGUGUUCAAUACCGUGUUUUUGAUAGUGGUGAGCAUUGGAUAUUGGAGAGAAGGCUGCCAAAGGUAGAAUUACAGUAUUAAAGGUUUUCUCUUUGUCUUUUAGAGUUAGAAAUUGGUCCUAACCCUGGGCUUGGAGGUUUUAUGAUCUUUCAUAAUCUUCUUGUAUUAAGUAUAGUGAGGCUGUAGUAACAGUUCUCCGUUUGAUGUUCAGGCCCUUGGAAACCCCUGUCCUUGUCUUUCACAUCCUCCUAUAGCAAAGCAGUUCAUUAUAAGUUUACAGAUGACGUUAAAAGCAUUUCCUCCAGUCAGCUCAGGGUUUCCCCCUCUUUCCAUUGCAUUGAGGGGCUCCUUGCCCUGGAGUUGGUCACCUGGAAGCAUAAGCUCCCCAUUCAUCUUUUCUAUACCAUUCAUUAUUUUAUAAGCAUUUGUCAAACUUUUACAUUAUCGUGGUCUUCUCAGUCUCUCUUUGUGAAUGUUAUUCUGUGUUUAUAUUCUUAUCUCCCAUCAUUCAAACCCUUUUGAUGCUUGAGAGCUGUUUUUGUGCUAGUGUGAUCAUUAUUUUAUGGAGUAUUCUAGGCCAUGCCAUCAGAUUAUGUGAUGUGUUGUACUCUGAUAAUUUUCAACCUGUUCCUUAUGGAGCCAAACAUACUGUUUACUUUUUAACGGUGAAUGUAUAUUGAGCAGAUGUUUGUUUACAGUGUUCUCCAGAUCUUUUGUCCUGAGCUGAUAAAGUUAAUUUAGAGCUCUAUAGCAUGUGCAAAUAGUACAAAGAUUUCCAGCGAAGCAUGUUUGCAGAGAAAAAAGAAGGCAUUAUAUUGAAUUUCUGCUUCUGCCUGAUUAGCAUUAGGUGCAGGUCAGAAGGAGGUUGGAAGCACAAGUGGGAAACUUGUAUUUGCAUCUUGAGAUGCUCGCUUUCCAGUGAGCAUAAUUUAAAAUGGCUUCAGGGAUGGUCUGGAUCUGCUUCUCAGAGCCUGUAUGGGAAGGUUACAGCAGCCUGGGAACUCUAAUAUGCAGCAUGCACUGUCCAUGCUCUCCCAUCUCGGUGUCAGUUAAGCGUGGGAUCCUAAGUAAAAUGCAUAUAACAUAAGGAUUUCUUAUGUGAAAGAAAACUUUGGUUACUUAUUUAGAACAUAGAAUCGUAGAGUAAUUUAGGAAGGAACCUCUGGAGGUCUGCUGGGCAGCCUCUGCUCAAAGCAGGGCUAGCUUCAAAGUAGGAAUUAACUUCAGAGUUGGAUUAAGUUGCUGAGCAUCACACACAGGUGAGGCUGAAGUCUUGACAUUUUUCAUUGCCAUAUGUAUGGCUCAUACAGGUGAAAUCCAGCUAGCUUAGGAGGUUUGCGUGGGCGAGAAGAUCUGCUGAACCGCGGGACACAAUUUAAGCGUUUUGGGUCAACCUUAGGCCUUCAUGCAGGGUGUGGGACUGGAAGGAGCUGUGGCAGAGUGAGCUCUGCUAGCUAGUGUGGAUCCUCACUGUGGAAGAAAUGAGCUGGCAGGUAGGCUGUUGAACUUACCUGCUGGGUCAUUCUAGGAUCCAGCCAUGCAUAUAUAGACUUAAUAUGUGUCUAUGUAGACAUAUAUAUAAAUAUGCAUAUAGAUGUAUGUAUGUGGCCUGCACCUGAACUUCUCCCAGGGCUUGUCUUGCUCUUGGCUCUCUGAGGUAUAUAUCUAGGAGAUUUCAGCUCUCUGAAAAUGCUGGCUGCAUUGCAGAGCAGGAAGAAAGCGUUCAUUAAGGAAGCAGUUAUGUGUGCAUCUUUCAGCAUAAACACCAGGACUUUGAACUUUUUAUUAUAAUAAUGUUAGAGAGCUUCCACUUUAGUUUCAGAAAGUAAAUGAAAACCGGCAGAUGAACCAUGGCUGCUGCAAAAUGGUAGGUGGAGAAAUGGGUCAAACGAAAUAUGAUGGGCUUUGAGAAAAAGGUUGCAAAAAGCAUGAAGACUUAUUUUUUUUUUCAGUAAAAUAUAUUCAAAUUACCUUGAGAAAGAAAGCCUGAAACUGGUUUCCUACUGUUGUAGUUGUUUGGUGAACAAUCCUGUGCGAGGUACCCACCAGGGUAUCUUGCAUAAAUUCACAUCCAACAUUUCAUUGUUUUUUGUUUAAAGACAGAAAGAAUGAAAUGAGGUUUAAAAGACCGAUAUAUGAAACUUCAGAACAGGACAGUUCAGGGAUUUACUGUUACUCUACUGAGGAGUAUUAUAUAGCUCUGACUCGGGCCUCGCAGUGCACCCAGUCCAUGUAAACCAAUGCUGUUUUGAUGGUGGUUUCCAAAGGCGCUUGGAGUUUGAAAGUGGAGCUCCAAAAGUAAUUACUGCAAGCUGCUUUCCACCUUGAUUCUUCCCCAAUACUCGCUUACAGAGGGAAGGAGCUGGGUCACAGAGUAAAGCUGACCCAAAACAAAUUGGCUCUGUAAAUCACUCUGCUGUCUUGCCUGCCAAAUCUCAGAUUUUGUUCUAUGUCUCUAUUUCUUUAUUUUGCUAAGGUAGUUUUUUAAGAAGCGUGCAAAAUGUACAGCAAAUCAGUACUGUCUGCUUGAACUGCAGCUGUCCUAAACAGCAGGUUUGAAUGGAUGAACAGUCCUUAUUAAAUUCUAAAGAUUAACUCUGAAGUCUAAUGAUGGCAGAGUAGGUAUUAAUUGCUUCGCUUCUGAUCUCAGGAUACAUGAAACAAAUAGGUUGAUUAUUUUAUAAAAGAUAUUGUACUGCUACUGAUAUCUUGUUUUGCUGCCUGUUCUUCGUGGGGAGAUCUUGCUUUAUGUGAAAACUUCGCUUCCCAUGAUCUCUGCUCAUUUAAGAACUGUUGACCGAAUCACUAUUCCGUGAAAAAAUGAAUGCCCAGACCUUUGCAGAGUUACCGCUCCCCCCCCAAAAAAAAAAAAAAAAAAAAAAAAAAAAAAAAUUGAAUUACUUCACCCCAAGGUUUCUCUAAGAUAAAGCCCAGAAGCCAGACUGAUGACGGGCAAGCAGGAGAAUUAGGCCCUCGCUCCUGCUGGGUCGUGGUUCUGCCGUGUCAGAGGGUGCGAGGGGCAGGUCGGUCCCCGCGGGUGCUCAGUCCUCGGCAUGUCCACCAGGACAGGCAGUAAAGCAGAAGGACGGGCGAUGGUGCUCGUCCAGGAGCAAAUAACCUGGGGCAGCUGACCAGCUUACCCAUCUUUAAAAAAACAAAAACCAAAAAACAAAAAACCAAACAAACAAAACAAAACAAAAAAAAAAAAACAAAACAAAACAAAACAAAACAAAACAGCAGAAUUCACCCCGUUUACAAAUAAGGCUGCGUAAGUGUUCUCUGACCAACUGGCUUCCACCCCUCCUGAAAUCCCGGGUGUUGCAGAGCGUUUCGGCACAGAGCCACGCUCCUUCCCGCGCGAGAGACGUCCCUCCCGUGUCCCAGCACCUAACGCGGCGGCGUGCGCUUUUCUCUUCUGCUUCCUCGUAGGGCGAGACGGCUGGGUUUUCUUGGGCAGCGCUCGGCGGUAAAUUCAGGUCUCUGCUCGCAGCAGAACCGAGGGAAGAUUUGUGACAGAUGGGGCUAAGUCACAAACUUGCAGCC